AUGGCCUUCAUUCUCAGAAGAACCCUGUUUGGGAAAAGUGUGCCGCAUGUUCUGAGCACAGCAGUAUUUGGCACCUCAAAGAACCUCAUCCCAGAGUCAUGCGCUCUCAGAAUGCUUCACGUUGGAGCCCGAGCCUCGCUGACGAAGGUUUUCAGUGCCAGAGACGUCGCACUUUUUGCUGAGCUAACAGGAGACACGAACCCGCUCCACACUGACCCUGAGUUUGCCAAAAAGACCUCGUUUGAAGCUCCCAUUGUUCACGGCGUGCUGAUUAAUGGCCUCAUCUCAGCAGUUUUGGGGACCAAAAUGCCCGGCAAAGGCUGUGUGUUUCUCUACCAGGAAAUUCGCUUCCCAGCACCUUUGUUUGUCGGGGAGGAGGUGGUCGCUGAGGCAGAGGUGAAGAAGAUCAAAAUGUCAUUUGCUUUCAUUUCUGUUUCCUGUUCUGUCAGAGAUAAAGUGGUGAUGGAGGGGGAGGUGAUGGUCAUGAUACCGGAACAUAUGCAGGGGACUUAGAUAUUAUGAAACUUAGAUAAAGGUUCUUCUUGUAUGGAUUGUUUUCCUAAAACAGCAAACCCAAAUGUGUUUAAUUCCUUAUUAAACUCUAUUAUCACCUGACUCCCCUUUACAUUUGGGUCACACCCAAAUUAUGAUGUCCAAACCUGCAAAUUUUGGACACCACAUGAUAAGUUGUCUUAGUUGUUUUAAGAGCAUUUUCAUUUAGGUCUUUAAUGCCACAUUUAAAAAUAGUGCUAUUAGUUCAGUUGCUAUCAUUUGUUAUUGAGUGUCUUCUAAUGUAGGAUAAUUCCACAUCACUCACUUAUGUGUGUUGGUAUGUUGUAUGGUGGCUUAAUUAAGCUUUCAAAAUAAAAAUAGACGCCAUAUCUAAAAA
Messenger RNA from Hemibagrus wyckioides, 889 nucleotides. Its product is annotated as hydroxyacyl-thioester dehydratase type 2, mitochondrial-like. Lineage: Eukaryota; Metazoa; Chordata; Actinopteri; Siluriformes; Bagridae. The record is from RefSeq and is a predicted model, not a curated record. The transcript has a single exon. Bases 1 to 513 code for a protein of 170 amino acids.